This is a messenger RNA of Amborella trichopoda, 1304 nucleotides long. The record is from RefSeq and is a predicted model, not a curated record. Lineage: Eukaryota; Viridiplantae; Streptophyta; Magnoliopsida; Amborellales; Amborellaceae.
UGUUAUUAUUCUCUAUGUUUAUCUGCUAUGGCCUGACCAUCAAAUUUGACCUAUUUUGGACAUCGAUAUGAUAAUUCACAAUUGUUUAUUUAUCAUGGAACUUUGAAUUUGCUCGAGAAGUUUGAAUUAAAACCAAUAUUCUGUACUUAAAGCUGGACUGCUCCCAUGGGGCAGUACAUUAUUGGAGUUUUGCUUGGAUUCCUUAUAGGGUUAUCGCAUUAAUUACUACUUAACCGUCUGGAGCUAAGUUUUAAAUGUCUACAAUUAUUGUUUACAUUUCAUGCUUUCUAAUUUUGAUUGACUCACAGGUUAUUCUGUCAAGUAUAGAGGGAAGCCCAGGUGCUGAUGCCGGCAUACAUGAAGGAGAAGAGCUUAUUGAAAUUGAUGGGCGCCUGACCUCUAAAAGUGAUGUGUGUAGCUUCGGCGUUGUGUUACUAGAGAUUCUAACAGGUCGACGAUCCAUAGAUAAGAAUCGUCCUGGUGGGGAGCAAAAUUUGGUAGCUUGGGCCCUCCCCCGUUUGGCAGACAAGAGGAAGCUUCACCAACUAGUAGACCCUCGUUUGGAACUGAAUUACUCAAUCAAAGGAGUGCAAAGGUUGCACAGUUAGCAUACUAUUGCCUAAGCAGGGAUCCCGAAUUUCGGUCUUCAAUGGAUGAAGUGGUGAAGGGCUUAACGCCAUUGUUGCAUCUUGAUGAUCUAGCCCACUUGUCAUUCCAUAGUCGACCAUCACACCAGGCUCGUAAGGGGUAGCAGGUAAGAAAGAUGGAAGAUGAAAUGGUCAUUGGAAUGUCCAAGAUUGUUUUCUCUGCCCCAUUUGGCUUGAUUGGUUGAGUUUUCUUCAAUACUUGGGUUCGUGCAGAAACUUUGGAAGUGAAAGAGAGUUUCUUAAAAGUUCCAUGUUCUUGUGAAACUCUUCAUGCUUUGAAUUCAGUGGGAAAGGUUUAGCAAUGGCAAUGAGGAUUGCUUGCCUUAUGGCUUUUUCUUCUGGAAUGGCCCAACCAAACAGUGGCAGCAAUCACUUUGGAAUCUGGAAAAGCUCUUUCCAGAAAUACCAUGGACAGGCAAUCUCGUAUUAAGUAUGGAAACAUCAAGAACUUGCUAUCGAUUUGCCUGGCACUGCACUUAUGGUAAGUUGUGUAUAAGUAAGUAAAAUAUCUCCUGCUGGAUGGGGACCAAAAGUUUAUCAUCCUUGAUGCUGUUAUGAGAAAUCCUGAUAUUGUAAUCAAAAUGGAUAGAAGACAAAGAUAUUGCCGCAAACCUCACAUUCCUGAAAUUAAUGUUUCAUUAUGUUUCUUUUGCACUU